CCAGCGGAGCAAAUAUCCCCUUGGACUGUAUUGGGAUCGUGACGUGGUGAUUGGUCAUCUGCCUGCAUUUUGAAAACUACUUAGUUCUCCAGUACUUUGUUGUGAUUCGGUCCCCAGGCGUCUUUUAUACAUGUCUACGAGUUUUAGUGUAUGUGGAAGAAGGUUUAUUUGUUUGUUUUGACUGCUGACGUGUCUGAUUAGAUCACCGGGGCUGCGUCUGACUGAGCGUCCCACGGCCGCAGCAUGAAGCUCUACAGCCUCAGCGUCCACCACAAAGGAGGGACCAAAGCCAACCUGCUCAAAUCGGCCCAUGACCUCUCCUCCUUCAGCUUCUUUCAGCGCUCCAGUAUUCAGGAGUUCAUGACCUUCACCAGUGCCUUGAUUGUGGAACGCACAUCACAAGGAAGUCGUGCCUCUGUCAAAGAACAAGAGUACCUGUGCCAUGUGUAUGUGAGAAAUGAUAACCUGAGCGCCGUGGUCAUCGCAGAUACUGAGUACCCACAAAGAGUCUGCUUCACAUUGCUAGACAAAGUAUUGGAGGAGUUCUCCCGGCAAGUGGACAGUAUAGACUGGCCUUCUGGUAGUCCUGAAACCAUAAACUACAAAGCCUUGGAUAUUCACCUUGCUAAAUACCAGAAUCCCAGAGAAGCAGACGCAAUGACCAAAGUGCAGGCAGAACUGGAUGAGACAAAGAUCAUUUUGCACAACACUAUGGAAAGUCUGCUGGAGAGAGGAGAGAAGCUGGAUGACCUUGUGGCAAAGUCAGAGGUCCUGGGAACCCAAUCCAAAGCCUUCUACAAGACUGCACGGAAACAGAACUCAUGCUGUGAAGUCAUGUGAUGCGGCUGCCUGCCCUCACGGACACGCCUCUCUCUCUCUCUCUCUCUCUCUCCGCACGCCUUCUUUUUGCUCUUCCUGCAACUUCCAUCAUGCACCAGCCACCAGCUCCAGGAAAGAUGCCCCACAGGGUCGAGGACCAGUCUCCCUUGGACUGAUGGGGGCUGAAGGAGUGGGGGGGGGGGGGGGGUUGGUCUUGAGGGAAGAAGUACCAUCUAUAGCCUGAGGUUGUGUAUCAGUGGUGUGUAGUCAGAAGAACGUCCUCUAAACAUUUAAUUUGUUGUUACAAGCUCAUCCCUUAAAGUUCUUAAAUGAGUAUUAACUGCCCGUGUGCUUCUCCUUGGAAGCAACUCUUGACAAUCUGUCGCAUUUCACAAGACGCGUCACUCGCUUGGGUUCGGAUUAUGUCAAAGCCCCCCCCCCCCCCACCCCCCUUUUUUUUCCGACCCCAGUGGGCCACUCGCUGAAUCUUAAAAGGGGUUACAUGAUGUCUUUCUUUUCUUCCACUUGUCUCAUAGUAUUAAAUGAAAGCUUAAACAUUCCCACUGGGCCGAGUGUGUUCGUAGGUGUGAUGUGAAACGGUUCUGCCUAGACGCAGCCUUACAGUAGCGCGGCUGAUGUGUAACCGAACGAACGAACGGGCGCGUAAACUAAUCUCUUCUACGUAAUCCAUUGUAGACUAGGUCUUUUUAAAACCAUUUUUAAUACACUCUGGUUGUCCACAUAUAACAUUUAAGCGAGUGGCUCGUCUGGACCUCUCAGAUCCGUGAUCACAGACAUGAUUCUAGGACAUCUUCUCCCGAGACAGAUUCGAAAGGACAAACUGAAAAUGGAGUGAAUUUCACGUCCCUCUCUCACUUAAACACACUCCGUGGCAGACUUGAUAUGGAGAGAUGUCCUUCUCAGUUUUAGAUUAAGAGAUGCCUUCAGUUGUGUGUUAUAGAUGUUUCUCUGCUCUCUGCAGUACGUGUGUAUGAUUUGCCGAUAUACAGCACCGAUGUUGAGUGCCUGUGAGUGAGGACCGUUGUGUGUGUGUGUUUGAUUUGAAUCGCUCUUUCUGCUUUUACUGUGUAAAAUAUUGUGCAAUAUGUCUGCAGACUGUCUUUUAAAAGCGGAGAGAAGAACUGAGAACAGAAGAACAGUAAAAUUGACCUUUGUAUAUGCUGUUCUUACAACUAAUUUCCAUGUGAAGCGGCUUACAGAUUCUUUCUGGGAUUUGUCUUUGUUUUUUUCUUUCCAGUUAAUAAGUAAAACAAUUGGUGUCUUUAAUUAGUCUGCAUUAAAACUGGUCUGGAUUUGGUCUGUGCAGAAAUAAAGAUAAACUGUUUUUGUG
Molecule: messenger RNA, 2170 nt
Organism: Pungitius pungitius (ninespine stickleback)
Lineage: Eukaryota; Metazoa; Chordata; Actinopteri; Perciformes; Gasterosteidae
Gene: ykt6
Product: YKT6 v-SNARE homolog (S. cerevisiae)
Exons: 8
Coding region: 244-840 (198 amino acids)
Biological process (GO): endoplasmic reticulum to Golgi vesicle-mediated transport
Cellular component (GO): Golgi apparatus
Molecular function (GO): SNAP receptor activity
Source: RefSeq, a predicted model, not a curated record